AUGACGGACAAAAAAGCCAAGAGAAUCGUCGAAAACACUGUAGAACGUGAAAAACGCAGCAGUCCGGUACACCAGGAGGAGGAAUUUGAUGAAGAAGGUCAAGUUCGCGCACAGGAUCCUGGAGUACUGGUAGAUCGCCGAGCCACGUAUCAGCAGAUUUUUAUGACCGACAAGAAAGCCAAAAGAAUCGCCGAAAACGCUGUAGAACGUGAAAAACGCAGCAGUCCGGUAAAGGAGGAGGAAUUUGACGAAGAGGGUCAAGUUCGCGCCCAGGAUGCCAAUAACACGGAAGAACUCCAUGAUGCCGAUCUCAUUAACGAGGCUACCAAGGAGAAACCUCUCAAAGUCAAACUAGGUUGUGACGAGGCAGAAGUGUCGGAAAACUCGGAUGAGUUGCACGCCUGGGCAAGCGAGAGUCAGCAGGAUCAUAUCGAUUUGGGCGAUGAGGAGGACGCCGAUGAUGAAGCUUCGGAUGAUGACAAAAACGACGAUGACGACGGCAGCAAGAAGGAUGACGACAGCGCCAGGGAAGCCGAUGCGGAAAAUCCGGACAAUCCCGAUGAAGACAAUGAUGUGGAUUUGAACAGUGAUUCUGCUUCUUGCACCACCCUCAAUUCAGCGGACCUUCGGGAGCAAGCCAUCCAGGAGAGUUUGCUCUACAUGUUCUAUGAAAAACUUGGUUGUGCCGUUUUGGCUCCCAUUUUAACCCCCAUCAUGGCAUUCUUGACAAAGUGUCUUGCCAAAAUCAUGAAGAAAAUGCGGGGAGAUGAGGAGGUGGAUCUAGAAGAUGCAGCCGAAGAACUUGCCGAUGCAGCGAUGGAUCAAGUCGGAGAUUCUGCCUUCAAUGCAAUGGCACAGAGUCACUACGGUGGAUUUAGUGGAGGUGGAGGUGGCGGUGGAGCAGGUGGUGGUGGUGGUGGAGGAGGUGGGGCUGGAAUGGCUGGUGGUGUUCCCAUGCCUGUUGGCCCUCCCCCAGGAGUUGCGGAAAUGGCCACCGCUGCUGCCAACUCGGCGGCAUCCGCGAGUGCCAGUGGUGCAGCAGCAGGAGCAGGGGCCUCAACUGCCGCUGCUGGUAUGGCUUCUGCAGCUGCCACCGCUACUGUAUCUCAAGUUGGAGCUGCAAUUGGCAUGGCUGCUGUUACGGCGGCUGCAGUAUCCUCUUCGGUGGUCUUGGUAUCACAAACAAAUACUUUUGUCGAUGAUUUUGUUCCGCCCAUUUGUGAAGACUCACAGGUUCUAAAGGAGGGAUUCGUAGAGCUGCAGAUUCAAGGAAUGCCUCCUUCGGCACUCCCAGACCGAAAGUUUGACUUGGAAUAUUUGUUUCGCGAUGUUUACAAUUCGAUCACGGGAAUGUGUCUGGACCCAUUCAAACGUGUCAUGCACGUAGCUGUAGUUGAAGAUUGGACAACAGUGUAUGGAAACGAAUCUGACUACUUGAUUCUCGAAAGCAACACAACAACAAAGGCAGAGAAACGAGCUGUCAUUGAUGCCAGUAUUACUACUACGCAUUGGUCUGCAUAUGUUGCCUGUGAUGGAUGUCCUGAUCAUGAGCCUCUUUUUGAACCAGGAGAAAUAGGAGAUGAAACAGCAAGAGGUAGGAGGCGUUUGAGGCUAUCUGAUCUUUGCAGUCCAGAGUAUCGCGACAAAGAAUUCUAUAAACGGGUCAGAAAGAGGGUCCGAGAACUCCGUGAACUAGCGGGUGAGGAUAUUGAAAGUGAGUUGCCCCAGAUGCUUUACGACCUCGACCAAUUCUUUGCUUUGUUUGCAGCCAUGUUUGGAUACAACCUCGAACCUGUAUUGAGUGGUCGCGUCAUCAGAGACCAAUAUGGCAACGUCAUCUACCUGCAGCCUCCUCCAGGGAAUGGUACUAAUGCCAUCAGAGUUAUAUUUGGUGCAACAAAACCUGCCUUAGAUGGUGGCAUUAACUCUACAUCUUCAGUCAGUUCCAUCGGCUUGGAGGAUAUUGAGCAUUACCAAGAUGAUGUGAUUGCCAGUAAUGGGACAAUUCGCACUCCAUUUGUUUCUAAUGAACUGGUGGCUUUUGAACAGUCAGUCGCACAAUGUGCCAACACAUCGUCAGGUGGAGGCCAAAAUUCGAAGUUUUGCCAGACGGUCCUCAACAGUGAUCAGUUCGAUUCACAGACACUCGCUGACUGUUUUGCCAGCCCGGGACAGCUUGAGUGUCAAGAGUUGUUACCUGACCUCAUGACUGUGUUAGAUGAAGCUGUGGAAGAAGGGGAUCCAAUUGUGGUUGGUGCCGACGAGGUAGAGGAGAGGGCAAGAGAGAAACUCUCACUCAAACCAACAUCGUCGCCGACUGCCAAACCAACCUAUGUCCCAGCAAGUGCGCCAUCGAGCUUGGCGUCGAUAGAGUUGGCUGCUAGUCCCAGUCUAUUACAGGGGAGUGGAAGUACUGGAUCUGCUUCUGCCACUAUUGGGGAUGGAAGUACUGGAUCUACUUCUACCCCUAUUGGUGAUGGAAGCUCUGGGUCAGAGAAUGAUUCAGCAACUACGUUUUAUUCUACAACACUGUUCAAUGAUGAUACAUCAGUGUCAGAAGGGGGUGGAAGUGGUGGGGACUCUGGAUUUGGAUCCUCUGGCUCAGAGACCGAAGGUAGUGGACAGAGUGGUGGCAAUUCUGACUCGUCUGGGGGCAGUGGAUUGGUUUCUGGUGGCGCUUCUGUUCAGGAUGAUGACAUCACUAUGUCAUCUACUUCUGAUUCUGAGCAGUACAUAGAUGGCGAUGAUGAUGCAUCGAACGUGGACGAUGUUACAAAAGACGAUGAUGUUGCGUCUGACGUGGAUGAUGAGACAACCUUCAGCGGUGGCACUGAGGACGUUAUUGUAACUGAUGAUGAUGCUAGCUCCGCGGCAAGAGAAGAUGCAGGUGAGCUGCCUCCUGAAACCACCAGUGGUGAACUUGAAGAAGCUACAUCGACUGAGAGCCUGAACGGGGCACCAGUGGGUCCAUCUACACCAAGUGCCAUGGGCCCAGAGACAGCCCAGAGUCCUGUGUCUGGUGGGACUAGUCCUUCAGUGCCCUCAGCAACAGUUGUUGGGGCCCCAACGCUUGACGGUGUUGUUGGGGCUCCCAGUGUAUCAGCUUCGCCUCUUGCACCUAGUGCAAGCCUGAGUCCUUUUUCCGGGGCAACUGGUGAAACGGUGCCAUCGUUGAGUACAGGGAUUGCUGCACCAUCUUUGCCAUCUGUAAACACAGUUGGCUCCCCAGCAAUUGCAGGGGCUCCCAGUUCAUCACUAGCACCUGGAACACUGGCACCAGGGGCAAGCCACAGUCCAUUGGCUAUCGGCCCAUCAGUACCAUCAGCGAGUUCCCCAUCUGUUGCCAGUGGUGCUGGGACUCCCAGUUCAUCAAUUGCACCUGCAGCACUGGCACCAGGUGCAAGCCUAAGUCCCUUGUCUGCUGGAAGUGGUGAACCCGUGCCUUCAUUGGCUACGGGAGUCCCGGCACCAUCUGUACCAUCUGCGAUUACGGCUGGUGGCCCAACUGUUGGUGGUGGACUUGGGACUCCCAGCACAACAAUAUCACCCGGAGCAAGUCAGAGUCCUGCUGGACCCAUGCCCUCCAUGAAUGGUGCUGCUACAGGAGUACUUGCACCAUCAAUCGCAGAGACUCAAACUGCUGAGGAUUCUAUUGGCGCUCCAGAUUCCUCUCUUUCUCCUGGAACAUCUGAACCAGGUACUACGGAGACCUCGCCUUCUACACUGGAACCCACAGCAGAGGAUACCCUCGCUAGCACUGCUGAGGGAACUCAAGCUGCUACGAUUGAAGUAACACAGGAAAGCACUCAGGAACUCACACAACAGGUAACUCCUGAAACAUCUACUGAUGCCAUGCUUGAAGUCACAUCUGAGCCUACGCAAGCGGUAUCAUCUGGAAAUUCUGCUCUGCAGACACCUGAACGCACAAGUGAGCCAACUGCUGAUGGCACCUCAGAUGCAACCUCUGGUGCCACUCCAGAUGCAACCCCUAUUGCUACCCCAGAAGAAUCAAAUGAUUCCACCUUGGAGACAACAGUCGAUACCACCACAGAUGGCACGCAGGAUGGAACCCCCGAUGAAACCUUCGACAACACAUUGGAUGGAAGUGCAUGCACAUACAUAACAACAACUGCAAGGAUAUUGGUGGAGUUUGACGGUGACACAACUGCGAUCACAGACCCUCAACUCACCACAGCAUUUGAAAAUGCGUAUGGAACGUUAGCCUUCACACACUGCCCACCAGCACUUCUUUCUACACGGGUGGCAGCACGAUUGGCACGGAGAAAACUUCAAGCUUCAGUCGUCACGCAAGUGCAAUUCGAAGUGCAAACGAAUUCUACUUUGGGUCAAGGAUGGAUCGAAACUGACGGUACAAAAGCUUCCUUCUUGAGUGCUUUCAACACUGAAGUAGGACCAUAUGGAAUAUCUGCAGUCCAAGUAGGAGAGGAAGUGACCACAAGCCCUCCCCCCACCUCACUCACUAAUACUACUUCUGGUGAUGGGCCAACUGCCCCAAGCGCUUCAAAUUCCAACAAUCCUUCAAAUUUGGCUCCCAAUGUGACAUUGGAUGACACAGCUAGCAGCAACAGCACCACAUCGAACACAACUACUAGUCCCGGCAACCAGAAUUCCAACAGCCCAGCUAGCCCAACCACUCUGUCCAAUAUGACCGCUAGUCCCAUCAGUCAGAAUUCAAGUAGUGUCAGCCCGGUUGCACUGUCGAAUUCAACUUCGAGUCCCAAUGGUCAAAAUUCCAGCAGCAUUAGUCCCGCCAGUCCUGCCACUCUAUCCAAUACAACUACAAGUCCUACCAGUCAGAAUUCCAGCAUUGCCAGCCCCCCCAGUCCUACCACUCUGUCGAACACAACAUCAAGUCCCAUCAGUCAAAAUUCCAGUAGCGCAAGUCCAACUGACCCUACUACACUGUCCAACUCAACUUCAAGUCCUAUCAAUCAAAAUUCGAGCAGUGCCGUUCCCAGAAGCCCAACAACUACACCAUCCAAUGCUACUGGCCCAGCCACUGUGCCUCCCAAUGCGACUGUGGAACUCGAGUACCUCCAGCCCAUUCACUGGAAGCCCAACAAUCAUGUCAUCAAAUGCGACAAGUGCUGCUAG
Messenger RNA from Seminavis robusta, 5115 nucleotides. NCBI's taxonomy places the organism in Eukaryota, Bacillariophyta, Bacillariophyceae, Naviculales, Naviculaceae. The record is from the annotation of a GenBank genome assembly.